AACAUAGACAGAAUCAUCUCUGUCCAAAAGAAGACUCGGACGUUUAUUCGUUCCUUUGUUCACACAAAAGCAGAACCUCUAACGAACGGAGUAGUUUGAACAAAACCCUGAGUUUUUUUUGUUUCUUUUAAGCUUGAAUCCGAGAAAAGGGUAAUUUCGUCUUUUUCUAUAAAUCUUAUUUUUAAUUGAUUUUAUAUUAUAUGGUUAAAUCGUGGGGGAUGAUGUUGUACGGACGAACAAUUCGGGAGUGAGAGGAGGAAGAAAUCGUCGUUAGAUCUGGUUUUGUGGAUGUUGUGGCCAUCCACCACCAACUCCUUUCAUGCAAACAAACAAAAAAAAUUAUUCCAUGUUAAAUAAAUAGUAAAGAUUUGGUUUUGCCUUCUUUAAUUUCGAAUCUCAAGUACUUUUGUGUGUUUCGUUCUUCUCUUUCUCUGGGAUUCAACAAACAUAUCAUGAGGAAGAAGCUCGACACUCGUUUCCCGGCUGCUCGUAUAAAGAAAAUAAUGCAAGCUGAUGAGGAUGUUGGCAAGAUUGCUUUGGCGGUUCCUGUCUUAGUUUCAAAAGCUUUGGAAUUAUUCUUACAAGACCUUUGUGAUCAUACUUAUGAAAUUACUCUUCAACGUGGAGCCAAGACCGUCAGCUCACUUCACCUAAAAAACUGUGUCGAAAGAUACAACGUGUUUGACUUUCUAAGGGAAGUUGUUAGCAAAGUUCCUGACUAUGGCCAUGGGCAUGGUCACAGUCAAGGCCAUGCUGAUGUAGCCAUGGAUGACCGCAGUAUCUCUAAGAGAAGGAAGCCGCCGGGUGAUGAAAUUAAUGAUAGUGACGAGGAGUUAAAGAAAACCAAAGUGCAUGAGAUGGGACAUGCGGGAACCAGUGGAAGGGGUAGAGGCAGAGGGCGUGGAAGGGGACGUGGACGAGGUGCAAAAACAUCGGAACGAGAGCUUUUUCAUCAUCGUGAGAUGGAGAUAGAUCCAACCAUAUUAGUAGCACCACCAUUUACUCAAGACGAAAUGAAGAUGCAUGCACCACCGCAACAACAUGACAGUGAGAAGAAGGAUGUGGAUGAGCGGUCUUACCAGACAAAGCAACAGCUGCAAAGUCCCGAAGAAGGUAACAACGACACAAACUCAGGGUUGGGUCGGGGUUUUGAUCUGAACACACAAUCUCUCGACGUCGAGAUAAAGCUGCCAGUAAUCACAGCCUCCAGGGAAACGAAGAGAGAGGAAUAUCCGUGUUGGUCCAUCCCGAAUAUGGGCAAUAUCGAUCCAGUGCAACUUGCUAAUAUGAGUAAGAGGUUAGACGAAGACGAAGAAGAUUAUGACGAGGAGGAAAGCUGAUACUGAGACCACAGCCUCGUUAGUGUUAUUGACGUUGGUAUUAGUAGGAAACAUGAUCUAGGAUUGAAAUAGAGUAGUAUAUAAUUAACAAGUCUGAUUAUGUAGAAAAAAAUGUAUCUUUUGUCUCUUGCUCUUUUCCUGCAUUUUUUUGUAUGUAGAAAUUAUUGUAAGCUCUCUUUAAGUAAGUCUAAUUAACAGUGUUAUUAUU
This is a messenger RNA of Camelina sativa (false flax), 1548 nucleotides long. RefSeq lists its product as uncharacterized. Gene Ontology annotation, cellular component: nucleus. Gene Ontology annotation, molecular function: core promoter sequence-specific DNA binding; RNA polymerase II general transcription initiation factor activity; protein heterodimerization activity. The record is from RefSeq and is a predicted model, not a curated record. Lineage: Eukaryota; Viridiplantae; Streptophyta; Magnoliopsida; Brassicales; Brassicaceae.